Messenger RNA from Physcomitrium patens, 1768 nucleotides. Lineage: Eukaryota; Viridiplantae; Streptophyta; Bryopsida; Funariales; Funariaceae. The record is from RefSeq and is a predicted model, not a curated record.
UUUGGGACGCCCUAAGGUCCUCCCCGAAGUAUCUGUGUUCCCCUUCAAGCUCCUACUAUGGAUCAGUUGAAUUGUGGAAAUUGCGAGAGAUUUUUCAGCUCCAUGAUCAAACUGUAAAAGUUGCUUUGUCAGAUUUGUCAAUUAUUGAGUUGUGUAAACGUCUUGUUUCGUUACCUAGUUGCUCAAGUUUGCUAUAUACACGCUGUUUAUUCUGUAGCGAAGAAAUUAUGAAAAGCUGUUUUAUAUGUUGGAGAGUUAGGUUUGGAUGGUAACUAUGUUUUUUGGAAGUUGGGUUUUUGAGCUAGGAUUUUUCAAGCUUUGAAUUGAUGUGUUUUUGUAACCUUGGAGUAAUUGUGUUAGUUUGCAUGAAAGUAGAAGAGUGUAGGAUUGUGGUAGAGGUUCUUGUGUGAGGGGCUUGAUUGUGAAAAGGAGUCUAAUGGUGGAAAAAACGGAAGAUGCUCCUGUUGGAGCGGUCCCCGAGGACGCGAAUCAACAUUGUCCUGGGACGAUUGUCUUGGGAUUGUCUUAUACGAGGCCUCGCUACCUCUUUCUCUUCCUCCCCCAUUUGUGCCACCAAAAUUGUUUUGCGGGCUGUCCCUCCCUCUACCCCCAAUUUGAAGGCUUUGGAAGUGGAGUUUAACAACAGAGACAAAUACAUCUACUCUGCAGAAUUUCUUUGUGUCAAAAGUUCUACAGUUGACAGUCAGCGUCAUUCAGCGAGAGGAACAAUUAGGAUAUUUCUUCAUCUUUAUAUCUGGCGUUGCGGUCAUUUUCAUUAAUAAUACGAAAAAAUAUUUUAGGCUCCUAACCUUCUACUCGCAAUUUUGAAUUUGAACUCCAAGCCUUGCACUGCCAAUGGAUGUCGCCGCAAUUUUUUCCUUUAAACCUCUGUCUGGAUCUACAUUGUGAGCAAUGUUCCAACCAAGUGGAAAUGACAAUGUGCAGGCAGUUGUAAGAAGGAGACAUGUCACCAUCAUAUCAGUUGAACCCACUGGAAAUUAUGCAAUCAGGUAAACUCUAUUAAAAUUACAAUCUGAAUGCCCAAGAGUACUGUGGAAUUCACCCACUAAACUUCAGGUUUUUUCUUCUAUGUUAAUCAAUGAAUCUGUUCUUGCAUCAAGUGGCAGGCUCAAGUUCUCCCAACUGAAACUCUAGAGACAUCUUGUACAUGUUAUGGUGCACAGUUGUUCAGAAGUAUUUGCACCAUGCACAUCCUAUUUUGUUUCUCAACACUGUUUUUGAACACAGACCCCUCCUGUGAUCAGAAGCAUCUAAAACAUAUCAUUGAUGCCUUACCACAAAAUAUCGUUUGACGACUUGCAUGACACUGGGAUCUACACUUGGAGCUAUCUUCAUUCUCUAAGCAAAAAUAAGUUCAAGUUGAUGCGAGAGUAUCUUAGGACCUUGAAAGAGCAAUCAGCUGUGACUUUGUGACGAAAACGAAGAACAGAACGUGAAUUUGGUUCCGAAUCCUGAGGUGGGCUAAAAUUACUCUGGUUGUCUGUAACACAGUGGUGUUGGCUUUCAAGGCAGUGAGGCCCCAACUGCUCAGCUUAUCUUGACAGUAACCUCUGCAAUCUUUUCUAGUGAUGAGAUUCCAAAAUAAUUAGUUCGUUGUGAUCGCUCAAGCAAAGCUUUGAAGUUCAAUGAGCACAAAUUUUUGGAUUCACGACAAAUUUACAUCACCUACUAAAUAAUUGAGCAAUUGAGAUUCACAAGUUGUAUUUUUUGAGUCCAUUUAGAAAUUGAAGUUGUAGCUUGUUGUUCA